Molecule: messenger RNA, 13274 nt
Organism: Amphimedon queenslandica
Lineage: Eukaryota; Metazoa; Porifera; Demospongiae; Haplosclerida; Niphatidae
Exons: 56
Coding region: 249-13226 (4325 amino acids)
Molecular function (GO): ubiquitin-protein transferase activity; ATP hydrolysis activity; protein binding
Source: RefSeq, a predicted model, not a curated record
UUAUUACGGAAGUACUAUCUAAGUAUGACAUUUCUUUUCCAACUGUUUUGGAUCAUCUUAUCAAAUCCAGUAUUGUUUAUACAACCAAAAACACUAUUUGCACCUGUGAAAUUAAGAAUGAAUGUACACUAUAUUCUUUAGAAAUUAUAGCUUGUCAACUUGAAGCUUUUCUGAAUCCAAUCACAGAAUCACUUGAAACAUUAGCUCUUUUAAAUUGGAAAGGAAGUGCACUAUUUAAUAAAUGCAUAAUGCAUUUCUACAAGCAAAGCAACAAGGAAAGUGAUACCGAUCUUCGUCCAAGGCAUUUUUCUGAUCCUCCAACAUUUAAUUUUAACGGUAGCAAAAAGCUUAAAUUGUUAAAUCAUGCAGUAGAAUGUGCCCAAACUGUUAUAAAUAAUUUGAUCAAAGACAAUGUAUCAAUGCUCACUAUCAAUGAAAUCUUUACAAUGGAAGAUGUUAAAAGUAUUGAUUGGCCUAACGAAACUGAAAUACUACAUGAGUAUUACUAUCAUAUCAAUGACACUUUUGAUAUUAAAGAGAGUCUUGAAGCUACCUUUGAACUUAUAGAGUUUUAUUUAUAUGCUCUAGCAAUGCAGCAAGCCUUUAAAAUGUAUAAGUUGGAGCAAUGUUUAAUUGACAUGGAUAAUAUAGUAAAGAAAGUCAAUUAUGUCAAAUAUGCCUUGGAAUCUACUGUAACAACACUCAAUGCUAAGCAAGUUGUGAAAGAUGUUAAGGGAUUUUUUGGAAUAAAAGAUAUUAUUGGAAAUUCAUAUCUUCAAUUAUUUGUGAGUAAACACAUAGAGCAAUUACGUAAGCUUUAUGAAUUUGCUUGUGAAAGAGGAUAUCAGUCUGAUGAUGGCUAUCAAACAUUUCGUUUAGAGUGCCAACUUGUAACUGUGGAACUACUUCAUGAAAAUCAUGAUGAACAACUUUUAAGUGCAUUCCAGAACACAAUGAGUUUGGUGUUUCCCUUUCUUAGACAUGAAAGUAGUCUAUUAGCUUUUUGGAAUGAUAUCAUCAGCAUUGGAAACAUUUCAGAAGCCAUAUCACAAUUGUCAUUUGUGAAUCAAGGUAUGAAUCUCAUUAGAAUGUGGUUCAACAUUUUUGAAGAAGAGGCUCCUCAGAACAAAGAGAAACUUCUUCGUAGCAUACAGUCUUCUGGUGUUUAUAAUUAUAAGUUUUCUAAAGAAACUGGAGUGCAGUUGACAUUAACAUUUAUGAAAAUUGAGGAAAGAGGUCAUAUGCAUGUUAUUCCACAACAGUCUUGCCUGGACAAUGAAGAUUGGACUGUUAGCACAAUUAAUGAUUUUUCACGAAAAUUAUUGUUUGUAAAUUUCAAGUCUCCAUCACUGGUAUAUUUUUGCCUGAAGUGGUUUGUGCAGUUUAAAAAAAUUGCUUUUGAACUUCUUGAUUGUUAUUCUGAUCUACAUUGCACUGGUCAUCCUGAAUACAGGAAGGAGGAAGUAAGAACGUUUCAUUUAAACCCUUGCUUCUUACAAUGGAGAGAAAAAGAUAAUAUACAUGUACCUUCAAAUGAAUUGGAUAGUUGGGUGUCUGGUUGGCAAGAAGGAUGGGGAAUUUUGAUGUCAGAACUCGACUUGAGUAAGAAAAAACUGGAAUCUUUUAAAAGUGACACUAAAAAAUUUAGGGAAGAAUAUCAAAUUUUAUCUUUUUUGAGUACAAAAAGGUUAAUUUCAAUUCAUGAGAGGAUCAUGGAGGACUUUUGUGAUAUUGAAACAUUAUUGCAUGAAAUUGGAUUUCUUUUCAUACUUGACAUUAAUGGGCGUUCCUGUUUAAAGAGUACAAUUAAGAUGAUUCCUGAGCUCGUUUCUGAUGCUAAUGUACAUCCUGUUGAAAGAGUUGGAAGUUUUUUGUAUUUUCUUGUACAAAGUGAUAUAAUACAUCCAUAUCUCUCAAAAUGUCUUAGAAGUGAUUUGAAUCUUAACAAGGAAAGAACCUUCAAAAUUUCAUUAAUUUCAGCAUUUUGUUACAGUAAUUUGGAACUGAUGAACUUGAUCCUAUGGAUUUUUAAAAAGAUUCCUUCGUAUUUUCAACUUCUCCGCUGCUCAGUGGCUACUAUUGAAGAAGAUAUUGAAUUGUUUUUUGACAGAAUUAAUUCUAGUGACUUUUCAAAAAUGAAAUACCUCAUUUUGGGAGUUAACACUAUUAAUAAUGAACUGCAAAGAGUUCUGUUGAAAAGAUGUUCCAUGCUAAGGUCAAGUUUCUUAGAUAAAAAAAUUAAUUAUAGCCUGAGUUUAUUUCUUGUUGAGUAUUCUCCAUCUUUGUUUUGUCACAUACAAUGGAUUGAUAAACAGGAAAUUAGUCAUACAUGUAUGUCAGAUGUUGAGAAUGUGAGAGAAAAGUGCAAAUUAGAAAGGCUUGGCAAAGAAUUUAGAAACUUCAGAGUCAUUUAUGGACCAUCUGGCUGUGGAAAAACACAUUACAUUAGAAGUGAAAUAAAAGAUCAUAUAAAUAAGCAAUCCAGGAAAAUAAAUAAGGAUCAAAAUUAUGUAUCAAUAAGUAUUGAUGAAACAUUUAGUAGAAAAGGAAUGUUUAAGCAAUUAACAAAAGUUUCCUUACAGCAAUAUGGAAUGCUUUAUUACUACAAUAUAUCAUUGUUUCUUCCUGAGGAAAGUGAUGAAAAUCACAAACUGAAAUUUAAUCAAUUGGUUGAUGAUGUGAAUUGGUUCUUUUUUGAUUAUUUUGUUUUGGGAUAUGUUGAAAUAUCUGUAGACACCAAACAGCAGUCACAUUGCCGUUCAUUGUGCUUACCUAGUGGCAUGUCAACUGAUGUGUAUAUUGAAGUUCCUUAUUGGAAUGUAAAUUGUGAUGUUACUAAAUCUUUCAACAAGUUUUGUGAGCUCUUUCCAGCUUUGACUUUACUUGGGGAACAAAUGAUUCCCAAAAUGGAAUUUGAUAUUGAGCAUUAUCAAGGAACACAGCUGGUGUGUAAGUAUCUCAAAGCAUCUCAAAAUAAUAAUUUGGAUCAUUUAUAUACUGACUUUCCAGGACAAAGGUCAUCUCCUAUAAAAAUUGGAAACAUUUAUCAAGAUCUUUCAGCUGAAGAAUGUAGAAGUAUACUGCAACAUAAUUUUAAGCAUAGUAUUGCUCAGUCAAAGUUAUUGCAGGCUGUAUAUUUGAAAUACAUGGAAAGAAGGUGCAAGUUGCUUGAAGAUUGCUUUCAACUGUGUUUUUUGCAAGAUGUAAAAGAUGGUAGUCUUAUAAAGGAUGAUAAAGGUGAAGGAUUGACAGGGUUUAGUCCAAAAAACAUGAGAUCAACAUUGUUCAAUUUAAUGAAAGAAGAAGUUGAAGACUUUUGUAAAAGUUCAGUAAUACAGGCAACUGAUGAGCAUCAACAGGUUAUUUAUGAUGUUGACAAAAAUGGAGGAAUUGUGUUCAAAUUUUUUUGUACUGGUAUACCAUCUCAAGAGAAACGUAGACAGUUAAGAGCAAUUGGCGUAAAACUUGAACCAAUGUCUGACCAUUAUUUUCAUGAUUGCCUCUCUGCAGCACUUAAUGUGAAAACAGAUGAUUCAAACUGUAUUACUCUAAUUAAGGAGAAGAAAUAUGUCCUAACUAAAGAUUUUGUUAGAAAAAUGCUUACUAUUCAUGAACGGAGAGAAUGUGGUAUGCCUGUUAUUCUUGAAGGUGAGACAGGAGUUGGUAAAACAUUUCUACUGCAAAUGUUAUCUUCACUUUGGAAUGACUCAUGGAAGCAACAGUUUCUUUCCCUUAAAAAUGAUAUGCAGAAUUUUUUAUAUGAAUUAAUGACAAAAGUGGAGAAAAGUGUUACAAUUGGUGCCCGAGCAAGUAAUCUCAUUUUGACAGUCAAAACAGAUUUAAAGGCCUCAAAAAGAAAAAUAUCUUUUAAAACUUUACAUGAUGUUCUAAAACUAGCAGUUUCUAGUAUCACAUAUACCAAGAUCAAAAUUGAACUGCUUAAGAUUGUGUAUGAUCCAUUGGUGGGUAAUAUUGAGCUUCCAACUGAUUCUCAUACUGACAAACCAUUAUUUGACUUUUUGAGAAGUAUUCAAGAUGAAAAAGAAACUGAUGAUACUAUAUCUAUGGCCCACGUUAUCAAUGGUAUACUUUAUGGCGAAUUAAAGUCUAUAUUUUAUAAACUGAGCCUUCACUCUGAUAUGAAACCAAAGAAAAUAGAGGAAUUUUUAGUCAGUGUUAACCAACAUGCAUUAAUGUUACUUGAAUGCUACAAGAAACACCACAGUACUGUACUCCAGUAUCAAAAACCAAUUAUUACUGUAUUUUUUGAUGAAAUUAAUACAUCUUCUUGUCCUGGCUACCUUAAAGAAGUCAUUAUUGAUAAAGCUGUAAAUGGACGAGCCUUAGCCGAGAACAUUUUUAUUGUUGCUGCAUGUAAUCCACACAGGGGUAAUAGUUUGGCCAUGCUAGCUAAGCAAAAUGACAGCUGGUUCAAUGCAUCCUAUUACGUCCAAUCUCUUCCUCACACCCUCAGCAUUCUUAAAUGGGAAUAUGGUCAGUUGGAAGCAAAAGAUGAAAAUGAGUAUAUUCAUAAAAUGCUUCUUCUCACUUAUGAAGACAGGAGUAAAAAUGUUUGUAAAAUUGUAGCUGAAAUAAUUGCAAGAGCGCAGGAACUAAUGAGAGCAUAUGCAUUUAAGCAUUUAAAAAGUAUCUUGAAUACUGAAAGUUAUCUUGAAGAGAAAAAAGCAGAACUUUAUGCUAAAAGUACUGUUAGUCAACGAGAUAUAAAGCGUGUUUUUCAAUUGCAUGUUUGGUUAGAGACAUGGUUCAAAAAGGAUACGAAAUAUGGAAAAAUAGAAAAUGACAUACAAAUCAUGACCCGGGCUUUUUAUGUUGCUGUAGCACUUGUUUACUAUUUCAGACUCAAUAUAUGUGAUAGAGAAGACUUCAAGGAACAAAUGAUGUGCUAUUCAAGUCUUUUUGAUACUUGUGGUCAAAACUUUGUACAAUCUCUAAAUGAUGAACUGAACUGGGUUGAUCGUGUCAUUGAUUUUUCUGCUGGCAUAGCUCCAACAUUUGCCUUAAAAGAAAACAUAUAUGCUAUCAUAAUAUGUACUAUGGCUCAUGUACCAAUUUUUAUUGUUGGCCCACCUGGAUCAUCUAAGACUCUAUCCUUUAAAAUAGCAAUUCACAACUGCCAAGGCCAAGAAUCUAAAAAUAAUGAACUAAAAGACUGCAAUACAUUUAAAUGCCUUGAUCCUCAUCCUUACCAGUGCUCAAAAAAAUCUACAUCUUCAGAGAUCGAAACAGUUUUUAAAAGAGCAAUUAACCGACAGCAAACAAUAGAUAACACCAGGAGGCUUGCUGUUGUAAUGAUGGAUGAAGCAGGAUUGCCAGAAGAUAGUCAUGAAUCAUUGAAAGUACUUCACCAUUUUUUGGAUGAUGAACCUUUAGUUUCGUUUGUUGGUAUUUCCAAUGAUAUAUUGGAUGCUGCCAAGACAAACAGAACAGUCACUAUGUAUCGGAGUGAGAUUUCAUCUCAAGAUCUUGUUCAACUAGCUAAAUACUCUUUAACUGCUGGCAAUCUGCCUAUCUCCUGGAACAGGGAUGAAGAGACCAUGAUCACUAACAUAGUUGAAGUGUAUGAAAAUUUGAUGAAUGACAGCCGCAGACCACAUAUUCGUCAAUUCUUUGGGCUUCGUGACUUUAUCCACUUUUUUGCUUACCUUGGGCAUUCUAAGAAUCACCAAGAUGAUGUCAUUAAGCCUCAAGCUGUUAUGGAAGCAUUAGGCCACAAUUUUAAUGGCACUAAAGAUUUCAGCAGCAUUGUACAAGUUUUUUUCAAAGCAAUUAAUUUUAAUCCAGAAAAUGUUAAAAAGCAAUCAUUGAUUCAACUUCUCCAAUCAAGUUUUAGAAAUACUGACAGAGACUUAUCUUCUGAGAAUCAAGUUCGAUACAAGCUUCUUAUUGACAGCAGUGAAGAUCAGUCAUUAGUACGAUUGCUAUUUCGAUUCGAUAUAUUUCGAAGAGAUGCAACCAAAAUUUUAUCUUGUUCCAGGUUUCCUUUUGAUGAUAAUUCACAGAAGUUAUAUACAACUGCUGCAAUAAGGCAUGCAGCUAGAGUAGGCCAUACUACUCUUAUUUAUCAAGCUGAAGAAAUUCAAGAGAAUUUUUAUGAUCUUUUUAAUCAAAGGUUCUUGUGCAUCAAUACGCCUGGAACCAAUGAAAAAGUAUUGUUUGCCAACGUGGCAAUCGGUACAAUUAUUAAACCAACAAGAGUUAGCCCUUUUUUUAAUUGUGCUGUUAUUAUUAAUAAUUCCGACAAAUCAAAAACAAGCAAACCUUUUUUAAAUCGUUUUGAGAAGUACAGCUUGAGCCAUGAAGUGUUAUUUCAGGAAUCCUUGUCGUCAUGCCAAUAUCACAUAAAAAAUAUCUUAGUGUAUGCUAAGAACAAUGUUGAAGAUUUUGUGAAAAAUUGUGGAAAGUCAUGUUUUUAUGGAUUCACUGAACAAACGAUAGACUCUCUCAUGCUUUUAGUCUUGCCUACUCAGCAUGUUACUGAUAGUGCGAAUGCGUCAUCCAUUGGAGCUGAUUUUGAGCCCUCUUCAAAGGUUGAUUUUCUUGCAUUAUGCCUUUUAAGGCAAUUCCAUCUUGUUUAUGGAACAUGUAUUGAUGUGGGUCAUUAUGAAUUGUUUUCUGAAGCUGUUUUAUUUGCUAUAAAUUCAAUUUCUAAAAAUGAUAAAGAUAUAGUUCAAAAAUUUUUGGAUGAUCCUAUUGACUUUGAAAGUAUAAAUGAAGUUGCAAGAAUGACAGUUAAGGGCAACAAAGUGUCAUCACAGUUGUCAUUGAAAUUAUUACAAGAAUUAAUAGUGAUAUUUCUUCAUUAUCAGUUGAUACGCAUUAUGAGUCCUGAAGGGCUAGUUACUUGCUGUGGGACAGAUGAAACAAUUCCUGAUUUUUAUAAGAAGUGCUAUAUUCGAUAUCAGCAUCACUUUUCGUUGCAUAAUUUUAUACAAGAACAGUAUCAGCUUCUUGAUAAAAGAAAAGAAUUUGUAGCAAAAAAAUUUCUUUGUUUUACACAUACCUCUCAAAGUAUAAUGGAGAUGAUUCCAAAUUAUACUUCUUGCCAUUCAAAGUAUACACAGGAAAAGGAAAAAAUGCAAGAAUUUUUCUGCUUUGAUGAAGAAAGAAAAUUUCAUACUUACAUUAUGUCUCAUGCAACAAGUCAAGAAAAAAUUCAAGAUAUUUUGAGGAUGUUUUUGGAAUGUGAUAACUCAAAUACUCCAACUGAAGUCUUACUUUUAUUUGCAAAUAUGAAUGAGCUAGCUAAGGACACUAUUAAUCAUGCUAGAAUACUGAUUGAGGAAAGUGAGUGCUUCUAUCAGCAACUGCACUGUAACAAACUUAUCUUUUUUAUCCUACAUUUUCCACCGCAAAUGUUUUACAAUUGUUGCUAUCCAACACUUUUCUUAGAUGGGUGGCAACAUGUAUAUUUGGACAAAAUUGGUGAAAUGAAAGGAGUACAGUAUAUCAAUAUUGAGAAAUGGCUUGAUAUAUGUUUAUUGGAGAAAAGUACUGCAUCUUCUGAGUGUAAAAUGCAUGAUAUUUUUGUUCAUGAUUUUGUGUGGACAGAUUUGCUAAGUGAAACUAUUGUUUUGAGCUCUGGGAGUAUCACAAUGAAGCAGUUAAAAGAUUUUCCUCCCAAAGAUGCUCAAUUCCAGGAAAUUUGUUUGUACUGGACAGCAUUAUUAAAGAUUGAUGAAAUAUCUUCUGUCCUUAGUAAAAGAUUCUAUUCGUUUUGGCAGCAAGAAGCAAUGCAUGAGCUCACUUUUAAAAUUGCUCGUUUUGCUGUUACUUAUCGUUCAAGUUGCACACUGUCACAAGCGGUUGAAGAGACUAUCAAGUCUAGCUAUAAAGAAUUAGUUCUUUAUUUUAUUUGCAUUAUGAAUCAACAAUUUGUGAUGCACACGCUUCACCAGUAUGAUGAAAAUAUUGUUCCAAACACAAAGUUAAUAUGUGAAAUACUUAGUAUUCUUCCAAUUCCUGAUUCAUUGCAACAGCUGCAGUUAGAAGUAGCAAUUUUGACAAAACAAUCACAUAUUGAUACAGUGAAGGACUUCUCUUCUCCGAAAAUUCCUUUUUUCAAUCUUAUAUUUGAUGCCAUGGAGAACAUUAUCAAUCAAGUUUUCAAACAAUAUCUGCAAUCAGUUGAUAUUAAUGACGAAGAAGAAUAUUUAGAAAAUUCAGAAACAACUUGGGCUCAUGACAUCAAUUCAGCGUCCACUGACAAUGAUAAAGAUCACAUUAUUAAAAAAACUGAAGAGCUUAUUGAACAAAGCAAGGAUGAUUGUUUAAUCAUCAAAUUUGCCAUUGGAGCAAUGAAAGUCAAUGAAGAAUUCUGGGAUUAUUAUUUAGAAGACUCAUUGUCAAGGAAACUAUCUCGAGAUGUGUGCAUUUUUACUAAACAGUUUUUUAAUUUGGCCAGUAUUCAGUCAGAUGAUUUCACAAGACGUUUUAUUUCACUGCAUUAUCAUUUACGCCUGUAUAGAUUGGAUUCACAUUAUCUGUCUUUGUUACGGCUGUUAGAUGAAUGUGUUUGUUAUAUUGACACAUAUCAUGUAGAAAGUCAACUACUUAGCAAUCUGAAUAAAAAUAGUGUAUUGACCACUGGCAUUGAUGUAUUGUACACAUCAUUAGGAUCAUUACAUAAAAGUGGGAAAUGUGCUAAGUUUUAUGAACUUUCAGAUCUAUUUUAUCAAGUGAUUAGCAAUUUUAAAAGUCAUGAUGAUUUAGAUCUAGAUUCAGUUACCAAAAAGAAAUUGAUUGUGUUGUCCAUUAUAUAUUUUGUCAAUAAUCUGAAGCGACGGGAUGAAAUUAUUUUGCAGCCUUUUGACAAUUUUGUUUUGAAGCUGAUGGAAGCUGCCAAUAUUAUAUCAGAGAAGUAUAUUAAAGCUGUAUCUCUAGCUCAACUUGUUCAAGAAUAUUUUGAUGAUGUGAGACACAGCCACUUCGUGAUCUGUGAACAUAUUGUUGAGUAUUAUGUGAACCAACACAUUCAUGACAUGACUGAUGAAGAUAUCAAAUGGAUCUGGGAAGUUAUGAAUAGAAUUGAAUUGGAACAUGAUUUGUCAUCAAGUUGGUUGCAAUCCAAGUUCAAAUACCAUCUUAAAAAACUACUUGAAAAUCCACAAGAAGCACAUAUCUAUGGCACCAGAGAACUAACUGGUGUACUUUUAUUUAAUGACAGAGUGAGGUCAAUACUAGGUUCAGUAAUUGAUUCAAAGGAUCCUUCAAGCUGCUUCAAUUACUAUCCUUAUGAUUACAGAAAUUGUGCCUCUCUAAGAUUUAAAUUACAGAAAUCAAUUAAUGUUCCUUUAUGUGAUACAUAUUAUGAAAUUGUUUUGGAGAAAUUGCAAAGUUAUGAUUCUAGUAUAUCUGAUGUUGUUUUAUUUUCAAACAUGCUUUCAUUUUAUGAAAGGUUGGCAGAAAGUAUCAAAUCAGAAACAUGUCAAAGCAAGAAAAAACUUCUUGUUAUUGAGAAGCAAGCAGUCAUUCAAAUUGUCAUAGAGAAACUUGCUCAUAUUGUUGUUCAGCAUGAUGGAUCUACUGAUGAAAAUAUGAUUGGAAUCAUUGAAACAGUUUUGGAUGAGAGUAAUGCUGUAAGCAAGUAUUCAACAGCUGCAAUAUCUGACAAUUCACUUAUACUUCUGAUGAGGGUACUUCAAGUAUGUAGAAAUGAAAGAAAAUUAAAAGUUGAAUUAGUGGAUAACAUUGAUAAUAUAUCCUUGUUAACCAGUUUUAAAUGUGUUCGUCAGAUCACUGCUGUAUUAAAGUUUAAUCAAAUACCAAACGAAGGUUUUCUUCCUUUUUUGUCUCAAUGUUACUCUAGUCAGAUGACCCUUUUCAAUUCUGUGCAUGAAGCUAUGAAAUCCAUUAUAAAAUACCCUGGCAAAAAACAAAAAAUUGAGCCCAUUCAUCGUAUUGCUGUGAAAUGUAAUGCAUCAAAGCAAGAAAAGUUUACUUUUAUUAUGUCAGUCUUUCUCAGUGCUCAUAUCGAGUUUUUUGUUAAUAAGAAAAACUCUCAUAGAAUAUUGCCAAUAUUGUCUGAAGAGCUUUUUCAAUAUAUUGGUAAAGAAUAUUGGUGCUUCAUUGAUUGGAUGGCUAAUCCUAUGCCAGACAGCCCUAUGAGUUUGUCAAACCAAGAACUUCACAAUUUUUUUGUACAACCAAAUGAAGACAAUCAAAUGCACAUUCAGUGCUUGAUCGAGCUAGCUGCUGUUGUUUUAGGAAGCUCUUCUGAUUCUCACUUUUGGACUCACCUCUUUGAACCCAAUAACAUUAAGACAGAUUUUUUGCCUGGUUCUAUAAUUACUGGCUGCGUAGAUGCAAAAUACUUGAAAGUGAUGUCUCUCAAAGACACACCAAUCAGCUAUACCCAUAGGAUGAGUCUAAACUGGUUUUCACUUCUUGUUCUUCAAUGGAUGAACUAUGGACUCUUGUGUAUUGCAAUGGUUGUCAACUCUACAAGACACCACCAAGAUCUAGUUCAUCCAAUAUGGUCCAAUGAACAGCUACCUUCACCUCAGGAGGCUAUGUUGCAUUUGAAUGUGCUAUGGGAAAAAAUUGCAAUAGAUUGCAACAUUACCAUUGAUGAAAGAGAUUGUUUGAUGUUUUCUUGUAUUCAAAAUCUGUACAAAGCAUUCAUGAAACAUGAACUUCAAAGUCAUUGGUCAAUUUUAAACAGUAACAAUACUUGUACCACUCAAGAUGAAUUUUUGAAAGCUCUACGUCAGUAUGAAAUUACUGUACACACCAAUGUUUUUGUACCAGCUUGGAAUUCAUUGAAAAAAAGAGAACACUUUAAUCGAUUUGGAGACCCAAUUGUUAAUAAUUUAAGGGAUUUGAGAAAUAAUGUGAAACAACUCCAAAUAUAUGGUGGCACCCAGUUGGAUGAUUUCCUUACUAUUUUGCUUUCAUCAACUAUGCUACAUGACAAGAAAUGCGAACUCUUCACUCUCUAUCAAUUUAUUUUAACAAGACCAGCUUUAAAUGUUGGAGCCAUAGUUCUUCCUAAACUAGUGGAUCUAUAUUGCUGGAUUCAUAACAACCUUCAAUUUAAGGUGACAUUUGAGAUAGCGAGAUCACAAUCAGUUAGAACUGUUCUUGAGUCUCUUCUUGAUCAAUUUUUUCCUGGAAAAAAAGUUAAGGAAAUGACAAAAAUAGAAGUUAUGAUAGAACAAUAUGGCAAUCUCCGACACUUUUUCAAAUGCCUACCUGAAAUUAGCACUGAUAUGAAGUUUUAUCAUUUACUGCAUAUGAUUAACGGAAGUAAAGAUGUUCUAUUCAAAGCCAUCACUGAAAUAGUAGAAAGAUACAAUAGUUUUCUUGAUGAUCAUCAACUAAAUAUUUCUACCAAGGGGAGAUUCAUACAUGUGACUGAAGUCACUGAAGAAUCUUGCUUGUUUGCAAACCUCAGAAGUAUUGAUAAACUAUUAAGUUAUAGAAAUUUACAAGAUUUGAAGACGAUAAUAUUGAAGUAUUGCAGUAUGAGAAAUAUUGGCAAAAGUGAUCCUGAGUCAGAUAAUAGCAUAAUACCAGACUGUGUACCUGAGGUAUUUCACUUCAAAGCAAUUCAGAAUGAAAUAUUUUCACUCUUCAUAUCUCACAAACAAAAAAUCAGCCUUGAAAACUUUUGGAAAAAAUUUGAUUUUUACAAAUCCAUGCAGAAUAUUUCACCGCAAAGCUUAUUUCAUUCAUCAGUUCAUUACAAGGAAGUGAUUGAAAUAAUUGAAGCACAAUAUCCACAUCUGGCAAAAGAUAAAGCAGAUGAAAUUUCCACCAUAAAUGAAAACAUUGAUCCAAAUGAUGAGGCAUUGCUACCUAGUGUUAUAGAACUUGAGAAUACAUUUCAUUCACUUAAUCAUGAUAGUCUUGUGGAAUUGUGCAGUGGUUUAUUCUUGAUUCUUCAAAAGAUACUUGAAAAAAUUCCUAAAGUUGAUGACACUCAUAUCUACUCGUUGAGAAGUUUAACUAUUUGUGAGUUUCUAAGUGAGAGCUGUAGUGAUAUGAAUGAUGCUUUAAAUCAUGUUGGUAUUGUAAAACAUUCAGCUGAUCGAACUAGAUCAAGUUUAAGUGAGAGUCAAUACAAGUUUAUAAGUGAUACGCGUUUGAACGCUGUUGUUUAUCUGACUAAGUUUUUCCAAGAUUGGUUAGAAAUUGGUUACUAUGAUUUCCACCACCUACCCUUUUGCAUGAAGAGUCAUCUAGUUGAAGAUAUACAGCAUGACAUCACAGAAUGGAUGCAAAAUCAAGAAACACUGAAGAUUGUGACAGAUCUAGCAUAUUUUAUGUUUAAAUUUGAGAAGGAUUUAGUAGAAAAAGCUUGUUGCAACAAUGACACAGCAAUUGGUGAAGUUAUUAAUGAAGAGUUAGACAUUAUUCCUGUUUGGCUGCCUAAAGUUUCGGUCAAAUACUAUGUACACAUUCAUCUUGAGCUAAGAAAAAAACUUUUUGAAAGAGAGGAACAGCCUGAAAGUCAAAGCAAUUUGUCAGAAGGUCCACCUGAAGAGGUUAACCCUCAAAAGGAAAGCACACCACCUCCGAUUGUGAAAAGUUCUUCUGUUGUGUCAAUCCCUUCUCUGCCACAAACAAUAAUACCAGUGCCUUUCAUAAAUGAAAUUGACACAAAGGAAUCAGAACUAAGAAAAUUAGCAGAGAUGAAAACUGCAAAAGAUGUUGCUGAAUUUAUGAAUGCUGAAGGGUUUCAUGAGACUGCAGGGAUAUUUAGUGAAGAUGAGGAUAUGGAUGGAUUAGUGGUUUACGAGUUACUUUCUGAUGAUGAAAUAUUACGGAAAGAUUUUGCACUUCACACUGCACUGCUGCGUCUAAAAUUUCGCAUUCUCUUCAAAAGAUGGUUGACUAAUUCAGUUUCACUGCUUGGACAAGUUUCUCCUGAUAAGGUUGCUCAAUUAUUUUGGCGUCAUAAUAGGUUAAAGGAAUUUUGUGAGGUCAUUAAAAAGGAACAAAUAGAUGGUGAAAUGUUAGAAAUGGCAAAAACUCCUGAACUUGAAGAUUUGGGCAUAAUUGGAAUUCCAUGCACAAUAGUUCCAAAAGUAGUAAAAGAAAUCAAAGAGCAGUUGAGUGUGAUGUGUCCAGUUUGCAAUUGUAAAAUUGAAACGGCCUCUGCAAGUGUGAAACUCUUUUCUUGCCUUCAUUGUGUGCAUAAUGUGUGUUUUGAAAAGCUGAUGCUAAAAAAUUGUCCUGAGUGUCGUAAUCCAAUUCAUUAAUACUGAUAAUUAAAUAAUUUAAAAUUACUAUUUUCAGUUUUGACUCUA